GUCGUCUAUAACGGAUAAGCUAACGGUAACCCAGACGAAUAUAGACGGGUUAUCAAGUUACAAAAUUUACCUAAAAAUUAUCGAAGCGUAGCCCAGUCAGGGUUAUGUCUAAACUUAAACGAUUUUGGAAUUAUUGACAAGUCAAAACCAACGGAACUUUCGGAGAGUUAAGACCACAGUUUGCAUGUGACAAAAAAAAAUACUUAAUAAAAUAAGCCAAAAUGGAUUUAAUACAGAAGUGGCUAACAUUUGCACACUGAUAACAAAAAAAAUUGUCCAACAAGAUGGAAACUAAAGUCAUGCGACACAUCCCUACAGAAGAACCAUUUCGGAAAACAUGGAGUGCUCCAGCAACGAUAAUAUCCGAGGAGGACCUAAUACAAGCGGAAAUGAGUGAUAAUACUGACGGAGACCAAAUCAUUCCAAAUGAAUCAAACUCAAAGAUUGAAACUGUGAAAAGUGUGAACCCUCAAAUGCCAGAUAUAAGAAUACAUUCCGAUAAGCCUGAAUUCCAAACUCAAAAUCAAACACAUUCCCCGGAAGUGACGUUUAGAACUCCGCAGAAAGUGCAAAGUGAAUAUUCGAAACGAUUACAAACUCUGAAUUCUGAAGUUCACAGAUCGAACUCUAGUUCUUUACUUUGUGAUAAAUCGGACUGGAUGCUAGCAGAAAGAUCACAUUCAAGGUCACCGCCGUCACCAGCAAUUAUCUCAAGGUCACCCGACCUUAGGUCAAGGUCACCUAUGAUUCCAAUAUCUCCUGCAGUGCAUACGAACUCAAAUAUUUUUAAUUUCUCACCUGAAAGAACGGAAAUGUAUAGAGCUGAGCUAGAAUCCGAAUCAAGACGAGUCAAGAAAAGACUGUUCGAGGAAAUGGCAAUGGGUCCGCAAGUACCUGUUUCUUGUGAAAACCUUACAUCCGGGUACCUCACCAGUCAUCCAUCACCAUCACAUCGUCAUAGAGAUCCUUAUCUGUCUCCAAGGCAACUGUCGGCACGUGAAAUUUUGACACGUGACGAUCAAGAACAAGAAAUACCUCACUACCUCAGAUCUCCGUCAUGUAGGAACUUGAGUUCAACGUUGUAUGAGCAUGAGCGAUUUAGAGCCAAGCGUCGUCUUGACGUUGACGAAGAGUACGUCUCUACACCAAAGAGAUUAAAAUACGAUCUAGAAAGAGAAAUGGGAUAUCGCUACCUCCAGCAAUUAGAAUCUGAUAUUACAAUGGUGAGAAACAAACUAAGUAAUCCGGAAACGGAGUUUAAGAAACCUAGUAACUGCACAUGCGCAAUCAUGGAAAGACAGUUCUUAGAAAUGGCGGAAAGUGCGUACAGAUCAGUUCGGAGAAUUGACGCUUCUCCUCGGGGAUUUGAACAAUUCAGACGAGAGUUAAUUCAAACCAACGAAGUGAUGAAAGAUUCUAUGGACGUUUUGAAGAACAUCCGGGCGUUUUGCGAGCACAAGUGCUAGAAAACAACGAUCAUUUGCUCAUCGACAUUUCAUCGAAUUCCAAACUAUUUAUUACUAUUUAUUCACAAUGCAGUGUCUAAGUAUUAUAGUUCAAUUUCCGUCCAGGUUAUACAACGAAAAAACAAUGUCUAUGUACAAACGACGACUAUAUGUAUAUACAUGAAAGGGAGAUAAUCGUGUAGAGACGUAACGAUUUUUUUUUACCAAAAUGACGUCACAAAGUGACAAAAAACUGUACCAUUUUACUGUGAUUUAAACUGUGAUGUUUUCUUACAGAAACACAGGGACAAAAUACUAAAACUUUAUUUACAUGUUUUUUACCUCUAGUAUUCAGAUGGUUGUAAAGUUUUUUUUAUGUUAUAAGACAAAAAUGUUAAAACAUUUCACACCUUAAAGUGUUCUACAAAGAAGUAAUGUGUUCAGAAUCUGUCCGUUGUUAAAUAUGUUUCUAAGGUUAUAAAACAAGAGUUUCGGAACCAGGCUCCGAACGCAAGCUUACCAUUGGUCAAUAGUUAAGACUGCUCUGCGAAACAACCAGUCAGAAGCUCAUGUUCUGAGACUGUUCUCUUUAUAAUCUCGGACCCAAAACUUCAGUCUGACUUGAGGUUUCGAGAAUAUAAACGGACUAACAUAGUGUUCAGACAAGAGUUCUCUCUCUUGUCCUUGUUUGGUUUAGUGUUCUUUUGAUUUUUUUUCUGGGUUAGUAUUCCUUUGAAUUCACGUAACUGUUUUACAUUAGUAAUCCACUUUUUAACCAGUUUAGUACAUUAGUACAUAUAACCAGAGAUUUGAAGAGAUUUGCUAGCAAAUUAGAUUUGGCGUGUUUAGUCACUGUUAGAUUUUUGAAAACUGUUUUUCCCCUUUUUCCCUGAUUUUCCCUCUGCUGUGAUUUUUCCCCAUUUUUGUGUUAACCUAUACACUAUUAACAUUCCUUUUAGCAUAUUUAUUUUCUUAAAUUAUUAUUGUUUAUAAAUUAUUUAUUAUUUAUUAGUUAUAAAAUGAUUUACUUGUAUUUGAAAUGUAACUGACAAAGCGGGAUUUAUCAGAAGAUUAACAAGAAUUGCAAUUGUUAUCUCACGUGUUUCACGUGAGCAGCAAAUCUGUCAAGGACAGUAGGUCAAACAAAAUACCAGGAUCGCUUAAUGAUAAAUUCAAACAUUACAAACGUACAUACCCAAUUUAGAAAAAAGUAGUACUGGAGGAUAGGGGCGAGUUUCCCGGAGCCUACUUAGAAUAAAGUUGGAGCUUAGGGAUAAGGUGUUUUACGAACAUCAUUUUCAGCAGAUUCAUCCUAACUAUUGGACUAUUCUUAGAAACAUAAGCCCAACAAAAAUAAGACAGAUCUGCCUAAAAAUGAAUUAACGACAUCUUUUUAAAAGGAUACAAGUUAGAUCCUAUGAAAUAAAUGUUUUGUAAAAGGUCUCACUUAGGAGAUAUACUUAUUAACUUUUGUGAAACGGGCCCCAGUACUCUAUUUUCAAGUAAAUGUCAAAUACCGUCUUAAAGUUAUAACAAAAAAAUGAAUGGAGACAAGUGGAGCACAAGUUUAAAUCUCUGGAAAAAAACAUAAUUCUGUCAGUUCCAUUUCAAAUACGGCUGUUAGAUGCUAUUUGCAGUUUGCAGUUACCACAGAAAAAAUAGUUAUAGUUAAAUAAUAUAGUAAAGGUUUUGUAUCCAGUUAGUAUAACCAAAGUUAAAUGUAGAAAAUUAGCGAGUUAAAUAAGUGUAUUCAAAUUUGACUACAAAAUUCGACCAGCGUCCACUCGGAUUUGAUCGGAUUUUGUCGUUAAUUUACGAUGCAUUUAACUUUUUUGUUUUUCGUUUGAAACGAAACGAUUACAUCCCUUAUCCUUACCGUCCAAGGACCCUUAUUUAUCCUCUGUGUGUACAUGCGUCUGUCUGUCUGUCUGUCUGUCGGUUUGUUUGAUUGUUGAUUAUUUGUUUUAUUUAAAGUAUUUAUAAGUUUAUUAUCCUGUCUCGAUUUGUGAGAAAGAUUACCUGAUUUUAAAAUUUGAUAAAUUUUACAAAAUAAAUGAAAGAAAAGAUAUGAAAACAAUA
Messenger RNA from Mercenaria mercenaria, 3524 nucleotides. RefSeq lists its product as uncharacterized. Lineage: Eukaryota; Metazoa; Mollusca; Bivalvia; Venerida; Veneridae. Bases 285 to 1466 code for a protein of 393 amino acids. The record is from RefSeq and is a predicted model, not a curated record. The transcript has 4 exons.